UUGCAACAGAGGAGGUUAAAUCUUUUUGUUUGCUGAUGUAAACAAUGAGCCCACCAUUAAGAGCUCUGCAGCAACUGUUUGGGAUUGUUUUCUAUCUCCCCUUUCCCCAUCCUUCAGAGUCCUAAUACCUGAUGUGCAGAAACUUGUGGAUCAGAGCAUGCCAAGGGAGAGGAGAAGCCACAGACAGGUCUCAGGAGGUUAUGUCUACACCGAAUACCAUCCAAUGGAAGAGAUUUAUCAAUGGAUGACUCAGAUCCAGAAGAACAACAGUGAACUGGUGACUCAGCACAUCCUGGGGAAGACAUUUGAGAAUCGAACAAUGUAUUACCUACAGAUCAGCCAACCAUCAAAUAAAACCAAAAAGAUAAUUUGGAUGGAUUGUGGGAUUCAUGCCAGAGAAUGGAUCUCUCCAGCCUUCUGUCAGUGGUUUGUGAAAGAAAUUCUUCAAAAUUACAAAACUGACCCAAAGAUAAGCAGAUUUCUGCAGAAUUUGGACCUUUAUGUCUUGCCAGUCCUUAAUAUUGAUGGCUACAUCUAUUCCUGGGAAGAAGAUCGUUUGUGGAGGAAAAGCCGUUCUCCAUUUGAGAAUGGCACCUGCUAUGGCACAGAUCUGAACCGAAACUUCAAUUCAUCCUGGGGCAGUGUUGGUGUAUCCUUUAACUGCAGCAGUGAUGUCUUCUGUGGAUCUGGACCAGAAUCAGAGCCUGAGACAAGAGCUGUGGCUCAGUUUAUCCAAAGCAAGAAGAGUGACGUUUUGUGCUAUUUAACAAUUCAUUCCUAUGGACAGCUCAUCCUCACCCCAUAUGGUUUCACAACUAAACCUCCAAGUAACAAUGAAGAACUGAUGCAAGUUGCAAAGGAAGCAGCUGCUGCAUUGACAGGAAAGUAUGGGACCAGCUACAGAGUAGGAUCAACUGCUUUAAUUUUAUACAGUAACUCAGGCUCCUCACGGGACUGGGCCCACACAAUUGGCAUUCCACUCUCCUACACAUUUGAACUGCGAGACACGGGCACUCAUGGAUUUGUUCUCCCCGCUAACCAAAUCCAGCCCACGUGUGAGGAGACUAUGCUGGCUGUAACAACAAUCAUAGACUAUGUUGAUAAGAAGUACUUCCCAAAUGGACAUGUGGUGCUGACCUCCAGCAGCUUGGGCCUGAGCCUUUGUCUGAGUAUUGUACUUACAUGGCUUGUUUCUUAAAAACAGCUUAGAGAACGCAGCAAGAGACUCACAUGAAAAUAUAAUGCCCCCUCAAAAAUAAAAAGUUACAUCAGCAAAGAAAUUUAAUGUCAAGUAUUUCAAUAAAGGUUCAUUCCAUAAAAUAAAA
Molecule: messenger RNA, 1325 nt
Organism: Lonchura striata (white-rumped munia)
Lineage: Eukaryota; Metazoa; Chordata; Aves; Passeriformes; Estrildidae
Gene: CPO
Product: carboxypeptidase O
Biological process (GO): proteolysis
Molecular function (GO): metallocarboxypeptidase activity; zinc ion binding
Source: RefSeq, a predicted model, not a curated record